UUUAAGGUCCUCUGGAUCCUAUUCCUAAUUUCCUAUAAAAGCCCCCUUUCAUCGUCCUUGCUACCGUUAUCUACUCUCCCUUACCCUGUCUCUUACAAAUCUCUCUUCAAAACCCUAAACAAAAAUCUCUCUCCCCUUCGAAAUCCUCCGAUAUUUUUUCACUGCAAAUCCCAAUAUAUCUUUCUUUGUAUUCAGAUCUCCUUUAAUUCCUCAUUCCGGACACCCUAAUCUCACCAUAACUGUUGUCUCUUUUGGCGGUUUUUUUCGAAACCCUAGUUGUGAUUCUGCAAUCUGUCGAAAAUCUCAUCUCUUCUGUGAAAAUUGAUUUUUUUUUCCCCUAAUUUCUGUAACUCGGCCCGAUCAAUCCAUAAAUUUCCAACUUCUCUAUUAAUUUUUGGUAAUUUCAAAGCCCUAAUAUCUAUACCAGUUGUAUCUUUGGAUCCCUAAUUUUGAUUCCUUCAUACGUUCUCUUGUCUCUGAUUUAUUUUUAAAUUUCUGAAACCCUAAUUUUGAUUCUGUCGUCCGUUGGAAAUUGUCCGUGUUCUCCAUUUUUUAAAAUUCUGAAGCAUUUGUGUCCUUAAUCUGUCCAAAAGAAAUCCAAUAUCUUUUCCAAUUUCUUAAACCCUUAGUUUCUAUUUGUGAUCUCUUUGGCGAUUCUCUGUUAAUAAAUUACAUAUUAUCCUUCAAAAGAAUUUUGAUCCUGUAUUCUGCUAGACACCAUCCCUUUUUUUUAAAAAUUCCUUUUUCAAAAGUUUUGAACGGCGAUUUUGAACCCUUUUUCGAUCCAUCUGGAACUCCAUUAUCUGAAAUUUUCUGAUUUUUCUGAAACUGUAGAUUUCAGAAACCCUAGAUUGGAUAGAGAACUGGGGCUCAUCUUUGGUCGCCCUAGAAAUGGUCGGAGGUGGAAACAGAAGGGACGAUGGGUCCAGGAUAAACAGCACUAAUGUAUUUGCUGCACUUGAUAGCCUCCGAAGAAAGAAGAAAUCGGACAAGGAGCAUGGAUCGUCGAAGACAAAGGGAUCAUCGAAGAGCCAGGCGAAAGAACCGGAGCCGCAGGUCUUCUGGGCCCCGGCUCCUCUGACUGUGAAAUCUUGGGCUGAUGUUGAUGAUGAUGACGACUACUAUGCAACGACUGCACCGCCACAGUCGGUUUGGGGAACAUCAGAACUGCAGCAGAUUAAGGAGAGCUCUACCCCAGUAGAGGAAAGUGAAAGUGAGGAUGAUGACCUUGAUGAGGGUGACGAUGAUGUUGAGGAAGAAGAGCCUGAUCAUGAGCCCGAGGUUCCUGUACCAACUGAGCCAGUGUUAAAGAAGCCUGCCCCGGCUUCUUUGGCUCCAAAAGAUACAGAAAGGCAACUUUCUAAGAAGGAGCUGAAGAAGAAGGAGCUUGAAGAGCUUGAAGCUCUUUUGGCUGAGAUGGGAAUCCCCAAGAAAGAGACAAAUGGCAAAGAUGAAUCACAGGGUGUUCAGGGAGAUAAAAAUCUGGAGAUGAAUGGAGACAUAGAAAAGGAGGAGAAUGCCCCAGUUCUUACAGAGAGCAAAAGCUCUAAGAAAAAGAAGGUAAAGAAGGAAAAAUCUUUGAAGGAAGUUAAAGAACCACAAGAGCAUCCAACUGGGUCAGAAAAUAAUGCAGCAGAUGAAGCAACAGGGGCGGAACCUGCCGAAGAAGAUUCCUCUGCCAUUGAUGUGAAGGAGCGGCUAAAGAAGGUGGCUUCCAUGAAGAAGAAGAAAUCAAAUAAAGAGAUGGACGCUGCUGCCAAAGCUGCUGCAAUCGAGGCUGCUGCUAGGUCUAAAAAGCUUGCUGCUGCAAAGAAGAAAGAGAAGAACCACUACAACCAACAGCCAGUGCGGUAAAUCUGUUUUGGAUGAGCUUGUGUAACCCUUGUUCAUUUGUUGAACACGAAAUAAACAGCGGGCUCAGGUUGCAUGAAGAUGGCAUUGAUAUGUUUGGUUGGGUUUUACUCAGAAGCAAGUCUUUUUGGUGUCUCUCUUUCCAAUGCAAAGUGUCAUGUAGUUGUGACAUUGUUCUCAGAUAUUAUGCUUAUGCAAAAUCUCAUGGAUGUUUUGCUUCAA
Molecule: messenger RNA, 2073 nt
Organism: Magnolia sinica
Lineage: Eukaryota; Viridiplantae; Streptophyta; Magnoliopsida; Magnoliales; Magnoliaceae
Exons: 3
Coding region: 892-1854 (320 amino acids)
Source: RefSeq, a predicted model, not a curated record